Carica papaya (papaya) is the source of this 1436-nucleotide messenger RNA. RefSeq names its product Biotin/lipoate A/B protein ligase family. The record is from RefSeq and is a predicted model, not a curated record. Lineage: Eukaryota; Viridiplantae; Streptophyta; Magnoliopsida; Brassicales; Caricaceae. Gene Ontology annotation, biological process: protein modification process.
UCUAACACAAAAAAAGUCACUUUUGACUUUUCCAAUUCUCUCUGUAGCAGCGAACACCAUUUCCCCAUCCUCAUCCUCUUCGAACCAACAUCGAUAACGCCCUCCCUUUCUUCGAACUAUUCUCAGCGGCUCCUUCUCCAGCUCCGCCGUCGCAGCCAUCUCCAUAUUCCUGCCGCUUUUUCUUCUGCGGCGGCCCACUGUGUUCGCCUAUUUACUGUCGUAAUUUUAUGUUCUUCUGCGAAGGUGAUUACUAAAAAAAAAAAAACCAGUUAAUUUGCUAAUUGUGAUAAAUUAGCCAUCAAUGACGGUAUGUCGAGUCAAAGAUUUACGACUCCCGUUGAUGAAUGUGGUUAGAUUCAGAGAAGUACCUAUCUUGCAGCAACUUCGCUUGGAGGAAAGACUGCUUAGGACCUCCACAGAUAAUUGGUGCCUUAUCAAUGAUGGAACGAGUGCUCCCACCAUUGUCAUGGGGAUUUCAGGGAAACCUUCUGAACUUCUUGAACUUGGGAGUGUAUUGAAAGAUCAAGUUCCGGUCAUUAGAAGAUUUACAGGGGGAGGCACUGUUAUUGUUGACAAGGAUACUGUUUUUGUCACUUUCAUUUGUAACAAGGAUGAUGUUCCUGGCGUACAACCUUAUCCUCGAUCAAUAAUGUCUUGGAGUGGUUUGUUAUACAGUCAAAUGUUUCAAGGGAUUGGUGAUUUUCAACUUCGUGAGAAUGAUUAUGUAUUCGGUGAUCGUAAGUUUGGUGGAAAUGCUCAAUCAAUAACCAAAAGCCGAUGGUUACACCACACCUCUUUUUUAUGGGAUUAUGAAGUUGGAAACAUGGGCUAUCUGAAGUUACCUGUUCGGGCUCCUAAGUAUCGGUUGUGCCAGCAAAUGAACUCCAGGCAUCUUGUCAUCAAUUGUCUUGGCUGUUCUAUGUUGGAAUGCCUAUUGCUAGUAGUAGCUUGGAUGUAAGACAUGUCGCAUUUUACACAAAGAAACAGAUUUGUUGCUCUAAAAGUGCCUGAUACACACCACUGGAAAUUUUCACUCCUAUGAUCCACCUGUAGAAUUUCAUGGCAUAACGCAAUGGUCACUGGAAUGGUUAUUGGUGGUCUUUAGGCUUCUUGGUCUUAGUCGCCUAUGCAUUUUAUUUUGCUGGUAUAUUUUCUGGUAUUCCAGUUUCUGGAAUUUUUAUGGUUCAUCAUACUUCUGGAUGUAUGUAGAACAUAUAUAAAACUUUAUGUUCAUCUUAGAUAAAUACCAGUUCACACAGAAAUAUAUUUUCAUGUAUAAACAGUUCCAGAUCUCCUACUAGAUCUCCUACUUUCUUAUUAAUUGCCUUUAAUAAUUUGUGGGUAUCCUCAAUUCAUGGCAUUAUCUGUUCCUGGGGGAAAAAUGAGUUACAAUAUAUCACGUGCUUUGCUUGGCUAAGAUUUGAAGUCCAUGGUUC